Otolemur garnettii (small-eared galago) is the source of this 1311-nucleotide messenger RNA. It is a transcript of the gene PLPP4, whose product is annotated as phospholipid phosphatase 4. Gene Ontology annotation, molecular function: phosphatidate phosphatase activity. The transcript is spliced from 7 exons. Gene Ontology annotation, biological process: phospholipid metabolic process. The record is from RefSeq and is a predicted model, not a curated record. NCBI's taxonomy places the organism in Eukaryota, Metazoa, Chordata, Mammalia, Primates, Galagidae. The coding region runs from base 129 to 944 and encodes 271 amino acids.
CCGCGGCCUGGAGCGCGCCUCCCUCGCCGCCCAGGGUCUGGCGAGCCGGCGCCGGCCGAGCUGCGGGAGCCGCCGGAGCAGCGGAGAGCACCAGGCGCCGCCGCCGCGGGAGCUGCUCCGGCCGCACCAUGCGAGAGCUGGCCAUCGAGAUCGGGGUGCGAGCCCUGCUUUUCGGGGUCUUCGUUUUUACAGAGUUUUUGGACCCAUUCCAGAGAGUCAUCCAGCCGGAAGAGAUCUGGCUCUAUAAAAAUCCUUUGGUGCAAUCAGACAACAUACCUACGCGCCUCAUGUUUGCUAUUUCUUUCCUCACACCCCUGGCUGUUAUUUGUGUGGUGAAAAUUAUCCGGCGAACUGACAAGACUGAAAUUAAGGAAGCCUUCCUAGCGGUGUCCUUGGCCCUUGCUUUGAAUGGAGUCUGCACAAACACUAUUAAAUUAAUAGUGGGAAGACCUCGCCCCGAUUUCUUUUACCGCUGCUUUCCAGAUGGAGUGAUGAACUCAGAGAUGCACUGCACAGGGGACCCCGACCUGGUGUCCGAGGGCCGCAAAAGCUUCCCCAGCAUCCAUUCCUCCUUUGCCUUCUCGGGCCUUGGCUUCACGACGUUCUACUUGGCGGGCAAGCUGCACUGCUUCACCGAGAGCGGGCGGGGGAAGAGCUGGCGGCUCUGUGCCGCCAUCCUGCCCUUGUACUGCGCCAUGAUGAUCGCUCUGUCCCGCAUGUGCGACUACAAGCACCACUGGCAAGAUUCCUUUGUCGGUGGCAUCAUCGGCCUCAUUUUUGCCUACAUCUGCUACAGACAGCACUACCCGCCUCUGGCCAACACAGCUUGCCAUAAACCGUACGUCAGUCUCCGAGUCCCAACCUCGUUGAAGAAAGAGGAGAGGCCCACGGCCGACAGCGCGCCCAGCUUGCCUCUGGAGGGGAUCAGCGAGGGCCCUGUAUGACUAGUGUCCUGGGAGGACGGCCGCUGAGCCCCGGGCACGCUCUUCCACCCUGAUGUCAUAACACAAUAGAAAAGGUUCUCCCUCGUGUGUUUCUCAUCAGUUGUUUGUCCAAGUUACCCUCCUCCUGCUUCCAUCUUGCUGGCGGUAUUCCUGCUGCUUUUGAUGUCUUUCUUUCACCAUUCUUGCAUUUGCAAGGGAAGGACACCAGGAACAUUCUCCGAGAGCCGUGUGGACGGAGGCUGCAGGGGUGGGGUGGGCAGCUCGGCAGGUUCCUCUAUCUGAAACAAUUGCUGUGUAGCCGCCUUCCCGUGUUUUCAUGGUUGUAAAACAUAAUAAAACCUCCCCCCUGGAAGGCUUGGUGUUGGCC